GCCAGACGGGACAAAGGCGAGGAGCCGAGGUCCUGGGCUUAUUUUUACUGGAGUAUUUCGUAUGCGUAUGCGAGUACAAGCUGGGGUGCGUUCCUAGGGUAGGAAAAGAUGAGUGCAAUCAAUGGUGAGCCGGACCGGAUGGUGAGACCAUGCGGUAUGGAAAUACCAGCGACAUCGGUCUUUGUCUUCCGCCGCAGCCCUUCACCGUCAGCACCCGCUCCAAGCCGAUAAUGUCUACUGAAGAGUCCACUGAAGAGUCCACCGAGGAAUGCGUAGCGGCCCAGUGGGGUCCGGGGGUUGGGCGAGGGAUUUGUAACAGAGGGACAUGCGACGAAGGGACAUGCGACGGAGGCACUGAACAAUGGCAUCAUGCAUGGGCUUGGCUUGGUCUGGCGCUGUGGGAGGAGGGGAGGAGAGGGGAGGGGGACGGCAUCGUGCCAUGGGCUCUCCCAUCAGAUCAGUUCAGUUCCAUGUGGCGGCUGAUGAUGGACAUGGAGAUGGAUUAUGGAUACCGGUACCAUCGACGGUGGCAUGGACCAUCCGGCCUGUUUGCCCGAGAAAUGGAGGGUUGCGGCCACCGCCGCACAGUCCACCGCGUCUUAACCUCGGUGAAACCGACCUGGAUGAAGCCGGGGAUGAGGUACGGGGUCGGAAAAAGAGCAGCCAGUGACCGGGUUGCUCAGCGUCGCGACAAGUGGGCUUUGCUCAGACCCUUCUUGGGUGAGGGGCAGGUGAGCGAUGCCGACCUCACAAUGGAGAUUACUGGUGGGAGACCGGGAGGGUUGGGUCUAGUCGCCUCAAGCGGUGGUGGCGGCGGCGUGCAAAUGAACAAGGUUGGAAGCGUAACUAAAGAAGCGAGGGGGUUGCUCGUUGCAAAGGAUGGAGAACAAAGAGGAAGACGAAAAAGAGAAGGGACGGAAAGGCAGACGGAUACUGGAGGGCGAGGCAUUGCAAGCCAUGCCAUGCUCCGGUUCUUCUGUCGCCCUGGCCACCGCAUCUGUCACAAACAAAGCCUCCAUCGUUCGCUUGCUUUGCUUGUUGCUUUUGCUUUUUUUUCUUGA
Messenger RNA from Ilyonectria robusta, 1061 nucleotides. RefSeq lists its product as uncharacterized. The transcript has 4 exons. Lineage: Eukaryota; Fungi; Ascomycota; Sordariomycetes; Hypocreales; Nectriaceae. The record is from RefSeq and is a predicted model, not a curated record. The coding region runs from base 150 to 1061 and encodes 303 amino acids.